AUGUCCCACAGAGGCGGCACUCACUGGACGUUGUCUACUGUUGUCGUCCUUUGUUUCCUGGCGGGGAUUGUUCCGGUGUAUCCUCUUCCAAUCAGAGAUAAUGGAACUUUACUUGAAAGGAGAUGGGGGUCGCUUUUCGCCAGGUCGCUUGGGAUGCCCGCAGAUCAGUUGGAUGUAAAGUGGAAGAACGACUAUUUGCUGGGAAUCAAGAGGCACAGAAGGCUUUACUGCAACGUCGGAAUUGGAUUUCACCUUCAGAUUCUCCCUGAUGGGAGCAUUAGUGGGGUUCAUAGUGAAAAUCCAUACAGUCUGUUAGAAAUUUCAACUGUAGAUCGAGGGAUUAUUAGCUUGUUUGGUGUGAAAAGUGACCUGUUUGUGGCUAUGAACAGCAAGGGGAGAAUGUAUGCUUCGCCUUCCUUCCAGGAUGAGUGCAAGUUUCGCGAAAUUGUGUUGUCGAACAAUUACAACGCCUACGAAUCGGAACUGUAUCACGGGGCUUACCUUGGAUUAAGCAAACAUGGGCGGAUAAAGAGAGGAACGAAAAUCUCACCCGCAAUGACCGUGACGCAUUUUCUUCCCAGAAUGUAG
Xenopus tropicalis (tropical clawed frog) is the source of this 588-nucleotide messenger RNA. RefSeq names its product fibroblast growth factor 6 (gene fgf6). Gene Ontology annotation, cellular component: extracellular region. Bases 1 to 588 code for a protein of 195 amino acids. Gene Ontology annotation, molecular function: growth factor activity. NCBI's taxonomy places the organism in Eukaryota, Metazoa, Chordata, Amphibia, Anura, Pipidae. The transcript has 3 exons. The record is from RefSeq and is marked provisional.